CGAAUGCGAGUUAACAUGGAGCCCUUCAAAAUCAAAUCAAAUCUCUUUGAGUCAUGUCAUCAGUCACUGGGUGUGAGAAAGAGAGAGGAGGACGUCGGCAACAACUUAGACACAAGGAACUCUCACCAUUCAGCUGCGCAGUACAGAGGUUCAUACGGCUGGAUUUUUACCUCGUCUCCUGUCGGCUCCCUCAGUCACCGUUCUGCCAUGCCACGGUCGUUCCUUGUCAAGAGCAAAAGGACUCAUCCACCAGGUCCAUGCAAGGGCUCCUUUAGAAAGCGCUCCUGGCCCCAGGGGGACACCGACCAGCCUAAGGAGCAUCCAGUGGGGCAAGGCAGGAGGUACCCUGAAGAUGCCGUGCAGCCUUUGUCCCCGGCCGUCGGGGUCAAGGACCUUCUGGAUAAAGCCUGCUCACCAUGGGAUCCUUGGCGUUCAGCCCCUGGGGGGAACAGAGACGCUGCCCUGCCAGCCUCACCCUGGUCGUCGAGCAGACACCAGGCCUCCGAGCGCGAGAGAGAACUGGAGAGGCUGGUCUUCAUGUUACUCAACCACACGUCACACACCGACCUCAAAUCCCCCGUCAGCGAGUGUCCGCUCUGUGAGAAGUCUCUUUCAGACGUGCUACUAUCAGGAGGUGGCCUGCAGGCUCAUGUUCGAGACAGCCUCUCCGCCCCGUUGAUGAGAUCGCCCUCAGCCACAGACAUGCCACACAUGCCCUUCGGCUUCAGAGCAAUAGGCAGCUAUGCCAGAGGGAAGGAGCGGAGCUUUGGCUGCAAGGUGUGUGGAAAGGUGUUCAAGCGCUCAUCCACCCUGUCCACGCACCUCCUCAUCCACUCAGACACGCGGCCCUACCCCUGCCAGUACUGCGGCAAGCGGUUCCACCAGAAGUCAGACAUGAAGAAACACACCUUCAUACACACAGGUGAGAAACCACACGUGUGCAAGGUGUGCGGCAAAGGAUUCAGCCAGAGCUCCAACCUCAUCACCCACACCCGAAAGCACAGCAGCUACAGGCCCUUCAGCUGCCCCUGCUGUCAGCGCAGCUUCCAGCGCAGGGUUGACCUACAGCGCCACCAAGAGACGCAGUGUGGCUAUGGAGACAUGUACACUCAGAGCUGAGUGCAUGGAGCAAUGGAGUGACGCCUGAAGUGGCAGUUGUAAAUAACUUUCAAUCAUUUGUACCUCUGAAAGUCAGAUGAAUAUUGAAAUGUUAAGUUAAAUAUCAAUAAAAAUUCAUUUCAUU
This is a messenger RNA of Acanthopagrus latus (yellowfin seabream), 1243 nucleotides long. Its product is annotated as zinc finger protein Gfi-1b-like. Gene Ontology annotation, molecular function: DNA-binding transcription factor activity; RNA polymerase II cis-regulatory region sequence-specific DNA binding. Bases 4 to 1119 code for a protein of 371 amino acids. Lineage: Eukaryota; Metazoa; Chordata; Actinopteri; Spariformes; Sparidae. The record is from RefSeq and is a predicted model, not a curated record. Gene Ontology annotation, biological process: regulation of transcription by RNA polymerase II. The transcript has 7 exons.